AUGACGGCGGCGCAUGUGUGUCUGACUCUAGCAUCUGAGGAAUCCGCACUCACUGAAUCUCAUCAGUAUUCUCAACGAGUGCGUCCUGUUUCCAUCAGACGCCUCGCGCCCACCCCGAGCUCACACCACCAUGAUGCGGAGCACGUGUGUGGCCAUGCGCAGAAGAUGUGUUUAAAAAGUCCGCUUCAAGACAAGUGGAGAAACCGCAAUAUGAUGAAGGCAGUAAAGGAAGCAAGACGACCAAACGGGGGGUAG
This is a messenger RNA of Xyrichtys novacula (pearly razorfish), 255 nucleotides long. Lineage: Eukaryota; Metazoa; Chordata; Actinopteri; Labriformes; Labridae. The record is from the annotation of a GenBank genome assembly.